ACUAAACUCUCCAUUUCCGCCAAAAUCCCGCCAAAAUCCCUAAUUUUAUCUCUCGCCUUGUUUAAAAACCCUAACUGUAAUAAAUUCCACUCCUCACGCUAUUCUCAACUCACCCACGCGAUCUUUCACAACUUUAAUUUCCUCCAUUCCUAACAAAACCGUAACCCUAAUUUUGGACAGUUUUUCCGCAAAAUGUUGGAGCUGAGGUUGGUGCAGGGGUCACUCCUGAAGAAGGUGUUGGAUUCGAUUAAAGACCUAGUGAACGAUGCCAACUUCGAUUGUUCGUCGACUGGAUUCUCUCUGCAAGCCAUGGAUUCGAGCCACGUGGCGCUGGUGGCUCUGUUGCUUAGAUCGGAGGGGUUUGAGCAUUAUCGAUGUGACAGGAAUCUUUCCAUGGGAAUGAAUCUCAACAAUAUGUCUAAAAUGUUGAGGUGUUCUGGUAAUGAUGACAUCAUCACUAUCAAAGCUGACGAUGGCAGUGACACUGUCACUUUCAUGUUUGAAAGUCCCACACAAGACAAGAUUUCGGAUUUUGAGAUGAAGCUUAUGGACAUAGAUAGUGAACACUUGGGAAUUCCUGAGGCAGAAUAUCAUGCUAUAGUCAGGAUGCCAUCAGCUGAAUUUGCAAAAAUUUGUAAAGAUCUUGCAAGCAUUGGUGAUACAGUUGUUAUCUCGGUAACAAAGGAAGGAGUAAAGUUCUCCACAAGAGGUGACAUUGGUACUGCAAAUAUUGUUGUCAGGCAGAAUACUACUGUAGACAAGCCGGAAGAAGCAACCAUCGUUGAGAUGAAUGAACCGGUGUCAUUGACAUUUGCGUUGAGGUACAUGAACUCUUUCACCAAGGCAACUCCAUUGUCAAACACUGUCACCAUCAGCUUGUCUUCUGAACUUCCUGUUGUGGUCGAGUACAAGAUUGCUGAAAUGGGUUAUAUGAGAUUCUACUUGGCUCCAAAGAUAGAAGAGGAUGAGGAUGAAACUAAGCCCCAAGUAUAAAUGUCACUAAUCAUUAGUAGAGUGUUAAGUUUAUGUUCUAUUAAUUAAAUUUUCAGAUUCUACUCUGUUAGAAUGCCUGUCGAGCGUCUUUUUUCAUGAAUGGUUUACAUGUAGAAGCCUUAUUAUCUGGUAGUUUGUAGAAUUCUUGUAAGUUCCUUUUUGCCUGACAUUUUGCUACUGAUUGUGAAGUGAUUACUGGCAAGACUGUUUUUUCUA
This is a messenger RNA of Mercurialis annua (annual mercury), 1209 nucleotides long. RefSeq names its product proliferating cell nuclear antigen. The record is from RefSeq and is a predicted model, not a curated record. Gene Ontology annotation, molecular function: DNA polymerase processivity factor activity; DNA binding. The transcript is spliced from 4 exons. Gene Ontology annotation, cellular component: PCNA complex. Gene Ontology annotation, biological process: leading strand elongation; translesion synthesis; regulation of DNA replication. NCBI's taxonomy places the organism in Eukaryota, Viridiplantae, Streptophyta, Magnoliopsida, Malpighiales, Euphorbiaceae. Bases 193 to 993 code for a protein of 266 amino acids.